Staurois parvus is the source of this 335-nucleotide messenger RNA. The record is from the annotation of a GenBank genome assembly. NCBI's taxonomy places the organism in Eukaryota, Metazoa, Chordata, Amphibia, Anura, Ranidae.
UGUCCCUCGGAUCAACGGAAAGAGCCGAAGAUGAGUGGAGCGCCGGUAAUCGGCAUCCCUCAGAGGAAACAUGUACACUGAUCAUCAGGGCACUGAUGAUCAGUGUAUCCCCAGCAGUGCCACCUGUCAGUGUCCAUCAAUGCCACCUGCCAGUGCCCAUCAAUGCCACAUAUUAGUGCCUACCAGUGCACAUCAAUGCCACAUAUCAGUGCCCAUUUGAGCUGCCUUUCAGUGUCACCUAUCAGUGCCACCUAUCAAUGCCAAUCAGUGCUGCCUAUCAGUGCCACCUAACAGUGCCAUAUAUGAGUGCUGCCUUUCAGUGCCCAUCAGUGAUG